Messenger RNA from Oreochromis niloticus (Nile tilapia), 1506 nucleotides. RefSeq lists its product as uncharacterized. The record is from RefSeq and is a predicted model, not a curated record. The coding region runs from base 382 to 1236 and encodes 284 amino acids. Lineage: Eukaryota; Metazoa; Chordata; Actinopteri; Cichliformes; Cichlidae. The transcript has 4 exons.
UACAGACUUUUGGCCCUGUUUUGGCCUGGUGGGCGUGGCUACACAGAGAGGGGCGGGGAAUCAUGAGUGACAGCAGACCGCUGCAGGCUCAAGAUGGUCCAUUUUUCAUGUUGCCUUCAGGAAACCUGGGAAUGAACAUAAUUUAUCAAACACCUCCUGCACUGUAUUAUUUGAUAAUGUUUAGAAAACAUGUCAUGCAUAACUGCUAAAACUCAGUUACUAAAGCUCUUUCAAGCAGUAAUGUGUACAAAUUACGCCGUAACUGAUCAAUUAUGAGACGUUUUCCCAGCCACUACGUGAGAAGUGGUCAUUUCCCAUGCUCUCAAAGUAGCGCGCAUUGUAUCGGAUGGGGGCUGCUGUUAACUUGUCCCUCAGUGAACGAUGGCGUCGUCUUCCAACAACACUGCUGGCGCGAACAAUCAGGAGCAGCUAAAAAGAGAGAUGCUUCAGCGACUACUGCAUAAAGUUUCCCAGGUCAUGCACAGACAACCCCUCGAUGUGGACUAUUUGCAGUUUGUUAUCGACCAUGAGAUGGUCCUUCUAAGAUCUUUGUCCGAUCAGGUUGAGAUCCCUCAAAGUAUUAUAAAUGCUCUGAUAGAGCUGUCAACUGUGCUCAGUAUGGAGGACGUCAAUGAACAAACCCCUUCUCAGAUGUCAGUGUCAGAAGGAAAGCUGGGACGUCCAAAUUACAAUGUAUCGCCUGUACAGCUCCAGAUACUGACAGAAAUGUUCUUAUCAAUCACCCAAAUUGCAAAACUUCUUGGAAUAUUUGUGAGGACGGUGAAACGUCGUUUGCAUGAAUAUGGCAUUUCCAUAAAGCAGUGCUACAGUACAACAAGUGAUGAAGAGCUGGACAAUUUAGUAAGAUCUAUAAAGACAAGAACACCUCAUGUUGGAUACAGGAUGAUGAAAGGGAUGCUUCAAGCCAUGGGCCACCAUGUACAGUGGAAGAGAGUGUACUCGUCGAUGCACCGUGUGGACUCUACUGGUAUUUUCUCAAGAAUGACAAGGCUGGGAUUUGUGGUCCGAAGGACAUAUUCAGUGCAAGGUCCUCUUUACUUGAUGCAUAUAGACACAAACCAUAAACUAAUAAGAUUUGGCCUGGUGAUAUUCGGAGGGAUAGAUGGGUACUCAAGAAAGAUCAUGUACCUGGGUGCUGCUGCCAACAACAGAGCAUCAACUGCACUUGCUUUCUUCUUGGAGGCUGUACAAAAGUAUGGCUUUCCAUUGAGGUAAAAUCUACACAAAAUUAAUUUUCACAAUGAUUGUGCAAAUGUGUAAAUAUGAUUCCCCCCCUUGAUUAGCAGUGUAAUUAUUUUGACAUGCAAUAUGUAAACUGUAGCCUAUAUGAUCAGUUGUUUAUACAUCCCCAUACAGUUGUUUAAAUGGUUCAAACAUUUAGAAUUCUUGAAAGGUGUGCUUAUACAGAGCUGCACACUGUUGAAUGACCAAAACAAUAAACUUCUAAUAACCAGUCUAAAGUAAAAUUAUAUUACAAACACAAAG